Ostertagia ostertagi is the source of this 903-nucleotide messenger RNA. The record is from the annotation of a GenBank genome assembly. NCBI's taxonomy places the organism in Eukaryota, Metazoa, Nematoda, Chromadorea, Rhabditida, Trichostrongylidae.
AUGUCCGGACCGAUAACACUGAAAUCGCAGAAAGGCCUGUUGACUCGUUACUGCAAUAACCUCAGACGUUUAUUAGACUCCGCUGAAGCCAACUCAACGCAAAAAUGGGCCGAUUUACGGGACUCAGCAGACCUGGGGAACAUGCAAGCCGUACUAUUCGAGCUUCAAAGCAUUUCCGACCUGGUUCUUAACUCCUUGUCAGCAUUUACAGCCACAGUUGACUCAUUGAGCGAGGAACUGGAUGAGACCCACGAAAACCAAGUGCAUGAGUAUAUCGAUAGUGCACAAAACCUUCUUGAUCGUGCAAGUUGCACUAUACUCCAAAUGGAUGCUCAAGUAAAAACAGCUCGAGAGCACGCAUUAUUCUUGGGAGCUAGCCCCACAACAACACCCGGAAUCUUGCAACCUGCACAACCAAGAUUACCAGUGAUCCCUGUACCCGUAUUUUCUGGUAAAAGCAAGUUUUCCCAAGACACCAACGAGUCUGACUGGAAGAUGCAAGACUUGUUAAGAGAGCUCGACCACCAUAUUACGACGGAGGAACGUAUAACUGAUAUGGUGAAGACCAGGAAUCCUAACACCACUUUAAAAGAUAGUUCGAGGGACUCCCCAGCACCAAGUCCUAAGAAUCCGCAGUGUAUGUUCUGCGCGUCACCAUAUCAUAAGUCCUUAUCUUGCACACGGUACCCUACAAUAUCAGAACGCCGCUUAGCUAUGCAACAACGUAAACUGUGCUUGAACUGUGGCAAACAGGGGCACUUUGUGACUCAGUGCAGGAGCCAAGGAUGCAGAAACUGCAGCGGGACCCGACACCACCACACUCUCUGUCCACAGCUGACAAAGAAAAAGGUGGAGGACACCAAGCAGUGGGCACCCGAUAAGGGAAAAGACACACUUCCCAAA